CCCUCGAACUGCAACCAUCGUCACUCCCGUACCACUCCCAAUCCCUCGUCUCAUACCACCACGAAUCACGAACAAUGGCUUCCGGAUACGGUCUCAACGGCGGUGUUGGAAGGUGCUACCCAUACUGGCAAGACUUCCUCGCAUGCUACGUCAUCAAUACGAGCGAAACCAGCAACGAAAACCGCUGGCGCUGCGCUCCGCAAAAGAACGAUUACUACGAAUGUCUUCACCACCACAAGGAGAUCGCGAAGACGAAAGCCAUCCGGGCUGCCUACAUGCGACGCAUCGACAGCGGUGGAGGCCCCGGAAUGCCGGAGGGAGGAAAAGCUGGUGAUGCAAAGAGUGUCGGCGUGCUUUCGAAAUAAGGCAUUAGUGGGUGGCGAAGGCGAUGGCGGCACAGAAUACUCUUCGGGACUGGAAUUAAGAGCGCAGCGUUAUUCCGUGGCGGAGGUGUUCGGAAGUCAUAUGGAGGCAAAUAGUGAGGGUAGUCUCGUCACAGUAUCCAGACCGUCGCCCAAAACACAGCAGAUUUCCCAACUCCGCUAUAUUUUGGAGUCCAUGUGGGCACAGUGCCCCUGAUUGCACAAUUUGGCCGAACGUAUCGCAAGUCUUUGAAUAUGCCAACCCUGUAGCAGG
Molecule: messenger RNA, 636 nt
Organism: Tricharina praecox
Lineage: Eukaryota; Fungi; Ascomycota; Pezizomycetes; Pezizales; Pyronemataceae
Exons: 4
Coding region: 75-365 (96 amino acids)
Biological process (GO): mitochondrial respiratory chain complex I assembly
Source: RefSeq, a predicted model, not a curated record